UCUUGCCUUAAAAAUGUGCCAUCUAGUAAUUUACUUGGUUUCUAUACAUUUUGAAUCAUAAAACAUUGUCCCCUUACAUCGAGAAGUCUCUUCCCUGGCCAAUUGUUCUCGUCAAUAGGUGACCUCCGAUCGAUGGCGAUCAGCUCGGCUCCUCUCUGAGACCAUCCCCUACAGCAACGAUAAGAAGCGAGUCCUGUCGAUGAUCAGCGACGUUCCUGCACUGGCAUUAAAAUGCCCCUGACAGCGUUUCUCUGGGUGAUCUUUCUGAGUCUUUCCGAAGUUACAGGACAUCUCUGCAGAAGCCCAUUACCUGCACCAAGUAAUGUGCACUUCUGGUCAGUCAAUCUGCAGAACGUUGUGCUCUGGGAGCUGCCUAGAGAGAAAAGAUGCAAGAUAUUGUUCAGUGUACAGUAUAAAAUAUAUGGAGAAAAAGAUUGGAAGAACAAAAAGGAAUGCCAGAACAUUACCAGAACAUACUGUGAUGUUUCAAAUGAGACAGCUGACAGUGAAGAAUAUUACUAUGCCAGAGUAAGAGCUAUUUCAAGAGCAGGAUUUUCAGAUUGGAAUAAAAGUGGAAGAUUCAAUCCAAAGGUGGAAACAAACAUCAGUUCUCCAAAAGUAGAAGUAAAAGUUGGGGUCUGUUCCAUCUCCAUUACUUUGACGGUUCCCAAAAAGUGGAAGACAAACAAUGAGCCUCGAGCUAUUUCACUGGCUAAAAUUUUUCAUGACUUAAAAUACAAUUUGACUGUUACCAAUAGAAAGACAAAUAAGUCGCUCAUUUUCCCUGACAGUGGUAAAUUCAAAAAAGUGGAUACCCUGGAGCAUGAUACCACAUAUUGUGUGACAGCUCAAACAGUGGAAUAUUCCUUUCACAGAAUAAGUGAACCAUCUGAGACUGUUUGUGCAACAACUCCAAAAGAUCCUGUGAAACAAAUGAUCAAAAUGAUCCUGCUUGGAUGUGUUCUACCAAUCUUUGUUUUCAUUUUUCUGUUCACGUUACUGGGCUGUUUCAUGUACAAAUAUGUGUACACCAGUGACCAGAAGCAACCUGUAAAUCUGCUACUACAGUAUCAGCCAUCAAAGACAUUCAUAUUUAUCCCACCUGAGCCUCUGAAGGUUAACGUUAUGGUUUUAGAAAAUACGGAUAAAAAAGCAUUGUCAAAUGGUUGCAUAGCUGCUGACAAUGGUGAUGCACCUUUAACCUCCCUAGUCAGCAGCAAGUCUGCCAAAGAAUGGAAUGGCCUACCUUUGUUAAUAAGCAACAGCAAAGUUGUAUACGAGCCUCAGGGUACGGAAAAGCCAACAACAAAAGAGUGUGCAAGUAGCAAUGAGAAUGUUGUGCAGGUUUCCUAUCAACCCCAACCAAAUAAUCACGGAGUUCAAUCCCAUCCCUCAAAUGGAAGGGAGACACAGAAUGUUGUUCAAUAUGGAAUCGUACUGGAGAACCUGAUUCAGCCUCAGCAGAAGCUAGACAUCCAGCUGCCAAGUGUGAAGUGUACAGAACUGCCACACGUUGGGUACAAAUCACAACUCCAAACACAGCCUCUGGACAAAAAUGCUACACAGCACAGUAUUGAUUAUAGUUUCAUUGGAGCAGGUUCCACUCGUGAUUUAUAUUGUAAGCAAGUUUUCCACAGUCCCGAUGGGGAGGAUGAGCCACAGCAGACUAUCUACACGUACUGUUCACAGGCAAGGAGUAAGAACACACAAACUAUAAUGAGUGAUACCAAUUGCAACAGAGUUGGAUCAUAUGGACCUAUUUGUCCGCAACAUGAUGUGCUUUACCUGCCAACAAUGCGCCAGGAACUAGAACAGUGUGAUUAUAUGUCACAAUUUCAAACACAGCUAUUAACUGGAAAGACUGUACUAGGUGAUGAUGACCAUUGUUCUAGUACAUUAGUUAGUAACUUCCACUUACUGAAUGAAGAACAGCAUGAUGAAGUUGAGGAGCCAGAUACAACAAUAUUAGAUUGGGAUAUCAAUACUGGAAGGUUGACCAUUUCAGAUUCAGAGAACAGUAUUUUUCUGAAACAUACUGCAGAGCCAGAGACUGAUCUUCUUUCUUCACUAUAUGCCAAAGAUCUUUCAGAUGAGCCAAUAGUGACUGAAGAAGAGAAUUACUUAUCACAGUUCCAAAAACAAUGGAAACUGCAUGUACAGGCAUAGCAAACGGUAAUCCUUUAUCACUGGAAACAUAUACAGAGGAACCUCGAUUAUCCGGCAUUCGAUUAUCCAGAUAUUGGAGUUUCCAGCAAGAUCGCAAG
Molecule: messenger RNA, 2264 nt
Organism: Chiloscyllium plagiosum (whitespotted bambooshark)
Lineage: Eukaryota; Metazoa; Chordata; Chondrichthyes; Orectolobiformes; Hemiscylliidae
Product: interleukin-20 receptor subunit alpha-like
Biological process (GO): cytokine-mediated signaling pathway
Cellular component (GO): plasma membrane
Molecular function (GO): protein binding; cytokine receptor activity
Source: RefSeq, a predicted model, not a curated record